GUUGCAUUGGGCAAGCCGUUGACAGUUGUUGUUCUGUACUGCCGCCGACUUAGACCUGACCUGGGCUUGGAGUAAACAGAGAAGAAAAUAUUCCAUAGCAAAAGAAGAGAAGAGAAGAGAAGAGAAGAGAGGUUGAUUGAUCUGAUUCGAUUCCGAUGGCUUCUACAGAGGGUCUGGUGCCCAUAACUAGGGCCUUUCUGGCCUCUUAUUACGACAAACACCCUUUUACUCCUCUUUCUGCUCAUGUCUCCACACUUUCUUCUCAGAUUCGUUCAAUGGCUAAUGAUUUCCUCACUCAGCAUCCUCCUAUCCAAGUCCUUUUGUUAGGAGAACGCAUCUUAAUUAAUGAAGCUGAUCAGCAACCCCCGCAUAAAAUGGAUGAGAACAUGUGGAAGAAUCGAGAGUACAUUGAAGAAACAAUUUUUUUACUUCAAAGUUCUAAUUGGCCAGAGGCGCUGAAGCAGCAGUCCGCAGCUGACUGUGUUGAAUUUUCCAUUACGCUUGGGAAACUGAAAGAUAAACUUCAUAAUACAUUGAAGGCUUUGGAAUCUUUCCAAACUAAAAAUGCUGAACAUGUAUUUAACACAGUUAUGACAUAUUUGCCUCAAGAUUUUCGAGGAACACUAAUUAGACAACAACGGGAACGCUCAGAGAGGAAUAAGCAAGCAGAGGUUGACACUUUGGUAAAUUCUGGUGGUAGCAUACACGACCGGUAUGCUUUGCUGUGGAAACAGCAAAUGGACAGGAGAAGGCAAUUAGCUCAGCUUGGUUCUGCAACAGGAGUCUAUAAAACACUUGUGAAGUACCUUGUUGGGGUUCCUCAGGUAUUACUUGAUUUUACUCGGCAGAUAAAUGAUGACGAUGGGCCCAUGGAGGAACAGCGUCAUCGCUAUGGACCACCAUUGUACAGCCUCACCUCGAUGAUUCUUUCUAUUCGACUCUUCCUUUCAUUAUCAUGGGCACGAUAUGAUGCUAACAAGUUAAAAAUGGAACAAAUUGCUGUCCUGGAACAAGCUGUUGAUGUCUAUACCAUGGAGUUGGAAAGGUUUUUGACAUUUAUCAGUGAGGUCUUUGCAAAUGCACCUUUUUUUAUUUCAGCAGAGGUUGCUGGUGCAUUGGAAGCAAGGAAAAAUGAUGACUACAAAGAGAUAAAUGUUCCAGCCGGGAAAACUUACGAGGUUUUACUCUCUGUUGAUGCUGUAAACUCAUACAUUGCUUGGGAUUUUUCAUUGGUGCAAGGCACUAUAAAUAUGGAUAUUGGAUUUAGUUUGGAGUUUCUAAGUCCUACGGGGGAAAAAACUCUGAUGUUACCUUACCGCCGUUACGAGUCUGACCAAGGGAACUUCUGCACGUUAAUGGCUGGAAGCUAUAAACUGAUCUGGGACAACACAUAUUCAACCUUUUUCAAAAAGGUGCUACGGUACAAGAUAGAUUGUAUACCUCCCGUCACAGAUUCAGUGCAGUCUGACUGAAGCAAGAAUGCUGGAGAAGGCCUUGUGCUUGAGACAGGAUAGCUGAUGAUUCAUUUGCUAGUCAUUUUAAUCUUUUUAGAAACAAAUGUUCCAAUUACUCAUGUCAAGAUUGAUACACAUUUAAUUGUGAAGAGGAAAUGAACGGGAAAAAUUAAUCUUUUGUAUAAAAAUUUUAUUGCUAUACAUUUAACGUGUGACUGUAGGUUGUAGCCUGUAGCAACCUGUAGCAAGAUGUGAUUGUGCUACAAUGGGCCAAAACGGAAUCCCUCGGGGAAACAUGUGUAUACUUAUUUUUUUUUUUUUUUUUUUAUGUUUUCAAACUA
Messenger RNA from Glycine soja, 1795 nucleotides. RefSeq lists its product as uncharacterized. The record is from RefSeq and is a predicted model, not a curated record. Bases 156 to 1472 code for a protein of 438 amino acids. NCBI's taxonomy places the organism in Eukaryota, Viridiplantae, Streptophyta, Magnoliopsida, Fabales, Fabaceae. The transcript is spliced from 15 exons.